AUGCGCUUCUCCAUCACAGCAGCCCUCGCCUUCGCCCUCGUCGGGUCCGCCCUCUCCAGCCCGGGCGUCUCGCCGGCAUCGGUGAGCGAGAAUGCAGACCCUGGCUCUUCGUUCAACAUCGACAAGGUCGUCACCACUGCAGAGAUCCCCCCAAAACCGGAUGUGGUGCUCCUGGUCGAUGUCACAGGAAGCAUGUCGCCAACCAUCGACAAUAUCAAGACGAACCUAGAAGCAGUCAUCACCGCCGUCAUGAACGUGCAGCCGAGCGCCCAGUUCGCCGUGGCGAGCUUCGGCGAUAUUGCAGACCCUAAACCAUUCACGGUCCUUCAGGCUUUGACAAACAGCGUUGCUGCCCUACAAGCCGCGGUCGGCUCCUUGACAGCUGGGGGUGGCGGGGACAUCCCCGAGGACUGGAUCAACGCGCUCUAUGAGAUCUCCACCGGUGCCAUCGCCUUCCGCGCCGAUAGUAGUCGGAUCGUAGUUCUCAUCAGUGACGCGCCCAGCCACGACCCUAGCGGCGGUCAUACCCUGACAAACACCAUCGGCGCCCUGGUGUCCCAAAGCAUCCGCGUCAUCGGCGUCAACGUCCAAGACCUUGAUUCUACCGGCCAGGCCACCGCCGUAACCGCCGCGACCGGCGGCAUCAUCAUUGGCACUACUGCCGACGCAGUUACCACCGCAAUCAUCAGCGGGCUGAAGAACCUCGAUGUCCUCGUCCAACCAGAAGCAGUCUUCUGCGACGCGGGCUUAACCGUCCUGUUCAAUCCCCCCCUCGCCCAAGUGAGUAGCGGCACCGUCGUCACCUUCCACGAGGUGGUGAUGGUGGCCGCCGACGCCGCCCAGGAUGCCACCCUUCACUGCAACAUCCGCUUCCUGAUGAACGGUACGCCGGGCGGCGCCACCUUCGUCCAAAGCAUCGACGUGACGGUCAAUCAGAUGGGCUGCUUCGUCUGUGCUCCGGUACCUGGCCAGAACGAGUGCCAUCCCACAACUUCCUGUGCGCCAACGCCGUUCGGAACAAUGUGUCUCACGAGGCCUGGGUACAAGGCAGAUGGCGUGGCUGACAACGACGUCAAGGUGCAGUGGCGGAUGAAGUGGCCUGUACCUGGCCAUGAACACCGUGUUGCCGUCAAACCGGGUACAUCGGCAAAUACACUGUGCGAUCCACAGAAUACGGGGCCGGAUGUUUGUAAAGAAGUUGUGGUUGCUAAUUGCUUGACGGCGGCAUCGGAGCGUGCGCGUCACGAUAGCGAUCAGAAGGUGAUGGGCGAUGGAGAAUUGUAAGAGCGAUGGAGAGGCC
Messenger RNA from Cladophialophora immunda, 1300 nucleotides. RefSeq lists its product as uncharacterized. The coding region runs from base 1 to 1284 and encodes 427 amino acids. The transcript has a single exon. NCBI's taxonomy places the organism in Eukaryota, Fungi, Ascomycota, Eurotiomycetes, Chaetothyriales, Herpotrichiellaceae. The record is from RefSeq and is a predicted model, not a curated record.